This is a messenger RNA of Anthostomella pinea, 1419 nucleotides long. Lineage: Eukaryota; Fungi; Ascomycota; Sordariomycetes; Xylariales; Xylariaceae. The record is from the annotation of a GenBank genome assembly.
AUGGAUCCCAACAGCAAUACCAACACCACGCAAAAGGGCCUUUCGAAGAUCAAGGCGGUGCGCAACCCCAACUACAAGCACCAUGGUCCCAAGUCGUAUGUCUCCGUGAUGAACCGCUACGGCUUCGAUCCCACCAAGGAAGGUCCCUACUAUCACAUCGACAAGGUCGACAAGGCUGAGGAACACAGCCUUGUUCCGGAGGACGUCAAGACAGCCCUGGGAGGCACCGUGAGAAAGCAGCGAGUCCUCGUGAAGAAGACCAGCCCGGACAGUGAGCCUAGUGAGGUCACCGCCGAAGAUCAGCAGAAUGAUGUUGAAUGGCUCUGCAAGGUGCAGAUUGGAACACCACCGCAAAAGAUGAUGCUGGACUUCGAUACCGGCUCCGCCGAUCUCUGGGUCUUCUCCACCGGCCAGAGCAAGAGCUCACAGUCAGGCCACAACAUCUACGACCCGAAGAAGUCGAGCACGAGCAAGACACUGUCUGGGAAGACGUGGAAGAUUCAGUACGGCGAUGGUUCGGGCGCCUCGGGCAACUGCGUCGCAGAUACCCUAGUAUUGGGCGGCCUUUCGAUCAAGCACCAGACCAUCGAGUGUGCAACCAAGAUGUCAACCCAGUUCACUCAAAGCGCGGGUGACGGCUUGUUGGGCCUCGCCUAUAGCAAUAUCAAUACGGUCAAAGACGCGAGCGGGCCCGACCCGCAGGCCACACCCGUUGAGAACAUGAUCAAAUCGAAACUCAUACCCAAGGAAUCCGAGCUGUUCACUUCGGCAUUCUGGAGCUCGCGGGAUGCCAAGGCCGAUGACAGUUUCUACACAUUUGGUCACAUGGACGAUGAUCUGGUCAAGGCAUCAGGUGAAGCCAUCCACUGGACUGAGGUGGACAACUCUCAGGGCUUCUGGUCGGUCACUUCCGAGUCGGUAUCCAUCAACGGUAAGACUGUGACCCAGAGCGGCAACGCGGCCAUUCUUGACACAGGUACCACGCUGGCUAUGAUGUCGGACAAGGUCGUUGAGGCCCUGUACAAGCAGAUCCCCGGCAGCACUUACGACUACUCAAACCAAGGCUACACUUUCCCGACCUCAGUCACAGCCGAUGACUUGCCCGUUUUUAAGGUCGCCAUCGGUGACAAGUUGUUCGUCAUCCAGAAGGAGGACCUCGCCUUCGCGCCGACCGAGGACGGCAAGAGCUGGUACGGCGGCGUCCAGAGCCGCGGCACUCUGCCUUUUGACAUCAUUGGCGACGUAGGCUUGAAGAGCAUGUACGCCGUCUGGGACAUGGGCAACAAGCGCUUCGGCGCCGUGCCCAAGAUUGAGAAGAAGCAGAACCUCACACCGCCCGCAGAGACUGGUUCCGAGGGUGGCGAGAAGUCGCGGGUCUACAGCACCGACUUGGUCGAAUCGGACGGCGCCGAGUCGUAG